Messenger RNA from Mus caroli (Ryukyu mouse), 1892 nucleotides. The record is from RefSeq and is a predicted model, not a curated record. NCBI's taxonomy places the organism in Eukaryota, Metazoa, Chordata, Mammalia, Rodentia, Muridae.
CCCCCAAAUAACUCAAGGCUGAAACUGAGCAGGCUCUACCUACAGAGCCCCAAGCCGAGGAGCCUCCUGCCACUGCUGCUGCACCUACUGCUGGGCUGGACCUUGGGCUAGAGAUGGAGGAGCCAAAGGAGGAGGCUGUGAUCCCUCCCGCAACGGAUACUGGCGAGACUGUGGAAACUGCAGUGCCAACUGAGCGUGCCCCAGUGGAGGAAGCAGAGGCAGAGAAGGCAGCACUCCCUGCUGGAGAAGGAGAAAGUCCAGAGGGAGCCAAAAUUGACAGUGAAAGCAAGGAGCUUACAGUCAGUGAGAGCCCUCAACCAGCGGAGCCUGAAGCGGGUGCUCCUCAGGUCAUCCCUUCUGUUGUCAUUGAGCCAGCCUCCAACCAUGAAGGGGAAGGAGAACACCAAGAAACUGCUACGGGUACUGAACCGAGGGAGGCAGCUGAGGAUGUGGCUGCCCAGGGCUCAGCGGGUGAGAAGCAGGAAGUGGCUACAGAGCCCACGCCUCUGGAUUCUCAGGCUGCUAUGCCUGCAUCUGCAGGUGCUGUGGAUGCCUCACUGUCUGCAGGGGAUGCCACUCAGGAACUGCCUCCUGGCUUUCUCUACAAGGUGGAAACCCUGCAUGAUUUCGAGGCAGCGAACUCUGAUGAACUUACCCUACAAAGGGGUGACGUGGUACUCGUGGUGCCUUCAGACUCAGAAGCCGACCAGGAUGCAGGCUGGUUGGUGGGGGUGAAGGAGUCAGACUGGCUUCAGUACAGAGACCUGGCCACAUACAAAGGCCUCUUUCCAGAGAACUUCACACGGCGCCUGGAGUAGGGCUGCGGAGGCUGCAAAUGGGUCACGUGACUGGGUUCUUACCCCUUCACGGAAUGCAGAGGAGUUCACUUUUGCUACUACACUCUUAAUGAUUGACAGACUGGUGCCAGAUGAGGCUUGGGAAAACUGAUCAAUACAGCAUGUAUGCAAAAACUAUCAGAAGAGGGGAAAUAGCAAAUUAAGGAGAGAGUCCUUACUCUGUUUCCUGUGUUCAUAGCGGUCUGUCUGUGCUUUGUCUAACGGUGAACACUGGUACUUGAUUCUCCUCCCACCAAGUCUAAAGUAGCCUUCUCCAGACCAGACUUUGACUUCUUUGCAUCAAGUGUGUGGUGUCGAGUGGUUGCCCUGCAGAUGUGAUGAGUUAUCUUGUAGUGAGACAUCAUCUUACUCCCUUGCCCGAUUUGUGAGCUCCUGCUCUCUUUCCCUUUCAAGUUUACUGCGUUUAAAACUGAACAGCUGCAAACGUUCUUGACAGUCUUUUCCAAUCACCUCUAUAUACAUAUGUACGGACACACAGUCGCACAAGCUAGUUCCCAUGCCUGCUGGACCUAUGUGUAUGCAGAUGGCUACAUAUACAUAGCUGAUCCCUUCCCUUUCCACUGUAGCUCUUCUCUUCUAAGUGUCAUUGAUACACGCAUUGCUCUUAUUUGUCGGCAUUACAGCUGCAGUUUUGCCUUGGGGCAAAACCACUCAUCCCAUUGCCAAAACAGUUGACAGUGUCUGUGUGUGUUGUGUGCAGUUUUCAGGAUGAUAUAACAGAUAGUGGCGUCCACGCUGCUGCCCCUUUGGAAAGAGCAGGGCCUGGUUAUGUAGCUGCCCAGCUGCUCAGUCCAGAUAAAUACAUGGACCAGCAACUAUGCAGUCAUCAUUCCUGCCUUUACAUGAUUGGCUGGACGAGGGGGCAAAAGAACCUAUUUAUAAAAGCUCCUAUAUACUUCCACGUUCUAUUUAUGCAACUCAUCUUCACAGAUCAUUCUAAAAUGAACAAGGUGAUGUAUGCUGUAUCAGAAACCAUCUGUAACAGUUGUGUUCUCAGUGCUGUGUCAUUCCAAAUAAACCUUUGGUAAUCUCCAA